AUGGCGCUGGAUGGAUCUAGCAGUUAUGUUGCUCCGAGCAACCUAAUGGAGCCACAGAGCUCUUCCCUCCCCAUGUUCGACGUCGAACGGGUGCAGUUGGCCUUCUCCGUCGCCGCGGACUUCGUUGCAGCCCAAGUCGCGAACAAUGUACUUGUGCUAGCAUUAUCUACUAAUCGCAUUCUCCGAAUCGAUCUUGACUCUCCUGAAGAUGUUGAAGACAUCGAUCUCCCUAAGAAAUCCUCGGAAAUUGGAGUGAUUCAACGCAUGUUCCUCGAUCCCUCUGCGUCUCAUCUGAUCAUCACCACGACUCUGGGCGAAAACUACUAUCUCCAUGCCCAAACACCUUCGCGACAACCGAAACCAUUGACACGAUUAAAAGGCGUAUCAAUCGAAAGCAUCGCUUGGAAUCCGUCUUUACCCACCGCAUCUACUCGCGAGAUCCUCGUCGGCGCCACUGAUGGCAACGUCUACGAAACUUAUAUUGAACCCUCCAGCUACCGGCAGGAGAAGUAUACCACCCCGGUCUACCAGGUCCCGGAUACCUCUCCGGUAGUUGGUAUCUCGGUGGAACUAGUUCAUGCUAAACCUGAUCAAAGAAGGGUACUUGUGGCAACCUAUGGGAAGCUAUUGCAUUUCAUUGGUCGGGCAGGAGUUUCGAAGCACGGAAGGGAAAGUGGCGUUUAUUCGGAGCUUUUCCAGCGUGAGAUGCCAUUGAUUCAUGAGGUGCAAAAGCCAUCUAGCUCUGCUCCAUCUUCUCUAGUCAUUUCGCCCACGAUCUCGGAGAGCUAUCAGGCCGAGGGGUAUACCGAGAAACAAUUUGCGUGGCUCAGUUCUGAGGGAAUAUACCAUGGCGGGCUCACAUCAGAGUCUCCGUUCAAGUCCGCAAAUAUGCUUGCGCGCUCGGUAUUCCCAGCUUCAGAAUCGCCACGAGGAGGACGAAAAUUGAUACAAGACCCGAUCUCCGCAAUGACUUUGUCACAGUGGCAUGUCCUCGCCCUGGUAGGAGGAAGGGUGGUCGCAAUCAAUCGUCUAAGCCAGGAAGUUGUUCACGAUCAACCUGUGUUGGAACCUGGGCAGAGCGCGUUGGGCCUCUUGACUGAUCUCACCAAAAACACGUAUUGGCUUUUCACCAGCCAGGCCAUUUUUGAGGUUGUAGCGGGUGACGAAGACAGAGAUAUCUGGAAGAUUCUUUUGAAAGAGCAAAAAUUCGACGAGGCCCUGCACUAUGCCCGAGGUGCGUCCCAGCGAGAUGCUGUUAUGACUGCUACAGGUGAUUUCCUGGCAGGCAAGGGCAACUUCCUUGAGGCAGCCAAAGUAUGGGGCAAGAGUAGCAAAGGGUUUGAGGAGGUCUGCCUUACCAUGAUCGACCACAAAGAACAUGAUGCGUUGCGGAACUAUCUCCUCUCCCAGCUUGCAACAUACAAGAAAGCCUCGGUUAUGCAAAGAAUAAUGGUCGCAAGCUGGCUUGUCGAAUUGUUCAUGUCCAAGCUGAAUUCCCUCGACGAUAAUAUUGCCACCAAAGCAGAGUUGGCAGAGGGUACAAGCCCUGGAGAGAUCAAGAAUCAGCUUGGCAGCAUUCGAACGGAUUUCCAAGAGUUUGUGAACAGCCACAAAGCAGACUUGGACAAGAAAACAGUAUACGAUAUCAUCAGCAGUCACGGGCGGGAGGAAGAGUUGUUGUUCUUUGCAACCGCUACAAAUGAUCACAACUAUGUUCUCUCGUACUGGAUCCAACGCGAGAAAUGGCUGGAAGCUUUGAAGGUUUUGCAGCGGCAGAGCGAAGCGGACGUGUUCUAUAAAUAUAGCAGCGUGCUGAUGACACACAAGCCCACGGACCUGGUCGAUAUACUGAUGCGACAGACGAACCUUGAUCCUGAGAAACUGAUCCCCGCGUUGCUGAAUUACAACAAAACAGCCAGUAUCCCCUCUCUCAACCAGAACCAAGCCGUCCGUUAUCUGAACUUCAUCAUUGUCAACCACCCGGAUCCAUCUGCAGCAGUUCACAACACACUUAUCUCAAUACAUGCGUCCAGCCCUUCAUCAUCCGAAUCUGGACUGCUAACCUAUCUCCAAUCGCAGCCAUCAUCGCCUCCUCCGUAUGAUGCAGACUUCGCCCUUCGUCUGUGCAUCCAGAAUCAACGAAUCCAGUCAUGCAUUCACAUCUACAGCACAAUGGGACAAUAUCUACAGGCUGUAGAGCUUGCCCUAGAACACGAUGACAUUGAACUCGCCGCGAUCGUUGCAGACCGCCCAGAGGGCAACGACAAGUUGCGCAAGAAACUGUGGCUCCUCGUCGCGGAGAAAAAGAUUCGCCAACCGGGUACGGGUAUCAAAGAAGCAAUUGAAUUCCUUCGCCGCUGCGAGCUUCUUCGUAUCGAGGACCUAAUCCCCUUCUUCCCCGACUUCGUCGUCAUUGAUGACUUCAAGGACGAGAUUUGUACUGCCUUGGAAGAUUAUUCACGCCACAUCGAUGCCCUUCGCCAAGAAAUGGAUAACUCAGCGCUGACAGCGCGCCAAAUCCGUGGUGAGAUUUCCGGUCUCGAUACUCGCUAUGCUAUCGUUGAGCCGGGUGAGAGGUGCUGGAUCUGCUCGCUGCCUGUUCUCAGCCGUCAGUUCUUCGUGUUCCCCUGCCAGCAUGCCUUCCACAGUGACUGUCUAGGUAGGGAGGUAUUAGAAGGUGCUGGUGGCAAGAAAAAGUACAUUCGGGAUCUGCAGGCGCAGCUCAGCAAUGGCGAUAUGGCUGCCUCGCGACGUGAGGAGAUUGUCAAGGAAUUGGAUGGGCUAGUUGCUGAAGCUUGCAUCCUCUGCGGUGACCAUGCCAUCAAGCAGAUUGAAAAACCCUUCAUCUCAAACUCAGAGACCGCGGAGGAUUGGGCUCUGUAA
This is a messenger RNA of Penicillium paradoxum, 2883 nucleotides long. RefSeq names its product vacuolar protein sorting protein DigA. The coding region runs from base 1 to 2883 and encodes 960 amino acids. The record is from RefSeq and is a predicted model, not a curated record. Gene Ontology annotation, molecular function: protein-macromolecule adaptor activity. Gene Ontology annotation, biological process: intracellular protein transport; vesicle-mediated transport; endosome organization. Lineage: Eukaryota; Fungi; Ascomycota; Eurotiomycetes; Eurotiales; Aspergillaceae. Gene Ontology annotation, cellular component: endosome; HOPS complex. The transcript is spliced from 3 exons.